AUGUCACUGCAUAUUCUGCACGCCGCUCACGGACGUUUCGGAUUGUUCUAUGCGGCGCCUUAUUUCAUUGUAGUCGAGCUUGGUGAGUCCGGUCCAUGCCUUGCCAAUGCGGACUCGGCCCGCAGCUGUGGUACACAGACUUUUGACGAGCAGUCUACUGACAUCGCCAACUUCGGUCAUGGAUGGGAAGGCGUCCCUCUUGUACGACACCUUGGACUCUGCUGA
Microbotryum saponariae is the source of this 225-nucleotide messenger RNA. NCBI's taxonomy places the organism in Eukaryota, Fungi, Basidiomycota, Microbotryomycetes, Microbotryales, Microbotryaceae. The record is from the annotation of a GenBank genome assembly.